Boleophthalmus pectinirostris (great blue-spotted mudskipper) is the source of this 443-nucleotide messenger RNA. RefSeq names its product ictacalcin-like. The record is from RefSeq and is a predicted model, not a curated record. Gene Ontology annotation, molecular function: calcium ion binding; transition metal ion binding. Lineage: Eukaryota; Metazoa; Chordata; Actinopteri; Gobiiformes; Gobiidae. The coding region runs from base 1 to 282 and encodes 93 amino acids. The transcript is spliced from 2 exons.
AUGUCUGACGUCCAGCAGGCCAUGGCUCUCCUCAUCACUGCCUUCAAUAAAUAUUCAGGCAAAGAAGGAGAUAAGUACACUCUGAGCAAGGCCGAGCUCAAGGAGAUGCUACAGAACGAGUUUGGAGAUUCACUCGGCAAGGUGAGUGAUAAGGCUGCUCUGGACAGCAUCUUCAAAGACCUGGACGCAAACAAAGACAACAGUGUGGACUUCAGGGAGUUCUGUAAUCUGGUGGUGUGUCUCACUCAAAUGUGCCAUGAGUACUUCAUCAAGAAGAAGUGAGAGUCAGCGCCAUCUACUGGCCAGUGCACAUAACCCAUGUAAGCAAUGGUGCUUGUGAAGGAAAACAUUUUAUUUUAAACUUGGAUACUGAUUAUACAAAUUGUGAAUAAAAUUAAUUUGACUGAAAUACAAAGGAUAAUAAAAUAAAAUUAUGUAAGUAC